AUGCGGGAGCGGCGGAGGUCUUGGUCGUUUUUGGCGGUCUUGGAGGUGGAGGUGGUCGGAUGUGGUGGUGGUGGAGGACUAGGCGAUGGUGGAGGUGUUGCUUAUGGCCAAUAUCGUUGUUAUCGUCGUUGGCCACCGACGACAACGGUGACGGAGGUGGCGGCGGUCGGAGGUGGAAGCGGCGAACCCGGCGGGAAAAUAGGGAGGGAUUUCGGAGUGCAGAAAAUCGUCAAUCGCCGGCUGACUGACAGUCACAGUUAUGGGCGCGAAGCCGUUCAAGCAUACGGAAAACGGGCAGCCGGGGCAGCUCCCCACCACCGUUCGGGCAGCUCUCGAAAACACUGCUUUGUAUUGAUUUUUUUUUUUUUUUUUUUUUGUGACAGGGAGUUGUAUAGUAAUAACAUAACUGGUCCGAUACCAAGUGAUCUCGGAAAUCUGACUAAUUUGGUGAGCUUGGAUUUGUACUUGAAUACUUUCAACGGUCCGAUUCCAGCUACGUUGGGGAAGCUGUCAAAAUUGCGAUUCCUCCGGCUAAAUAACAACACCUUGACGGGUCCCAUUCCUUUGUCGUUGACCAAUAUCUCGUCCUUACAAGUUCUGGAUCUUUCAAACAACAUUCUGUCAGGUGAAGUUCCGGAUAACGGUUCGUUUUCUUUGUUUACACCUAUCAGUUUCGCGAAUAAUUUGAACUUAUGUGGACCGGUCACUGGACGACCGUGCCCUGGUUCUCCUCCGUUUUCUCCACCCCCUCCGUUUAUUCCACCACCACCAAUAUCUCUGCCAGGAGGAAGUAGUGCCACUGGAGCAAUUGCCGGUGGAGUUGCUGCCGGUGCAGCUUUGCUAUUUGCCGCCCCAGCAAUUGCAUUUGCAUGGUGGCGUCGCAGAAAACCGAAGGAAUAUUUCUUCGAUGUACCAGCUGAGGAGGACCCUGAAGUACAUUUAGGACAGCUCAAAAGAUUCUCUCUCCGAGAGUUGCAAGUUGCCACCGACACUUUUAGCAACAAAAACAUUUUGGGGAGGGGCGGUUUCGGAAAGGUAUAUAAAGGAAGACUUGCAGACGGCACAUUGGUUGCUGUUAAAAGGCUUAAAGAGGAGAGGACACCUGGCGGAGAGCUUCAAUUUCAAACGGAGGUCGAAAUGAUCAGCAUGGCGGUGCACCGUAAUCUCCUGCGCCUGCGGGGGUUUUGUAUGACUCCGACCGAACGGUUGCUCGUUUAUCCGUAUAUGGCUAAUGGGAGUGUCGCAUCGUGCUUAAGAGAGCGUCCACCUAAUGAACUACCGCUCGAUUGGCCGACAAGGAAGUGCAUUGCAUUGGGAUCCGCGAGAGGUUUAUCUUACUUGCACGAUCACUGUGACCCGAAAAUCAUCCAUCGAGAUGUAAAAGCUGCAAAUAUAUUACUCGACGAAGAAUUUGAGGCUGUUGUUGGAGAUUUUGGUUUGGCUAAAUUAAUGGAUUAUAAAGAUACGCAUGUCACGACUGCAGUUCGUGGUACUAUCGGGCAUAUAGCACCGGAGUAUUUAUCCACCGGAAAAUCGUCGGAGAAAACCGAUGUUUUUGGAUAUGGGAUUAUGCUUCUUGAGCUUAUAACUGGGCAGAGAGCUUUCGAUUUGGCUCGCCUUGCGAAUGAUGAUGAUGUCAUGUUGCUUGAUUGGGUGAAAGGACUACUUAAAGAGAAGAAACUAGAAAUGCUGGUGGAUCCCGAUUUGCAGAAGAAUUACGUAGAAUCGGAAGUGGAGCAGCUAAUACAAGUUGCUCUUUUAUGCACGCAAAGUUCUCCAAUGGAUCGGCCCAAAAUGUCGGAUGUGGUGAGAAUGUUAGAAGGCGAUGGAUUGGCCGAAAAAUGGGAUGAAUGGCAAAAAGUCGAACUUCUUAGACAAGAAGUUGAAUUAAUUGCUCCGCAUUUGACUUCCGAUUGGAUUGUCGAUUCUACUGAAAACUUACACGCUGUCGAAUUAUCGGGUCCUAGGUGACAAGACAACCUAGGAAAAUUACUAGAUUUUUCUGCUUUUGUUUUUCUUCUUUCUUCGAUUCUAUUAGGCGUAUUCGUUGUACUUUGUGCAUAUAUUGUGUGGCUUUUGAAAAGUUCGUGCCGUGACGAAGUGAGUAUACGAGCCAUUUGUAUAACUAAGAAAGUUUGUUAACAUGCGUGUUGGAAGGUUUGUCAUUUUUGUGAACCAUGAAAGAAAGAAGUAUGGAUUGCUGGCUAAUUUGUUAGGUUUUUAUUUACAUGCAGGCUUUGACUUAUUAAUUUUUUUUUUUAA
Messenger RNA from Erythranthe guttata (spotted monkey flower), 2262 nucleotides. The record is from RefSeq and is a predicted model, not a curated record. NCBI's taxonomy places the organism in Eukaryota, Viridiplantae, Streptophyta, Magnoliopsida, Lamiales, Phrymaceae.